Loa loa (African eye worm) is the source of this 1035-nucleotide messenger RNA. Its product is annotated as CK1/WORM6 protein kinase. Gene Ontology annotation, biological process: peptidyl-serine phosphorylation; signal transduction. Gene Ontology annotation, molecular function: protein serine/threonine kinase activity; ATP binding. The record is from RefSeq and is a predicted model, not a curated record. Bases 1 to 1035 code for a protein of 344 amino acids. Gene Ontology annotation, cellular component: cytoplasm; nucleus. Lineage: Eukaryota; Metazoa; Nematoda; Chromadorea; Rhabditida; Onchocercidae. The transcript is spliced from 9 exons.
AUGGUCGAGGUUAAUCUUAAUCCAGAAGAAGAUGUAAAGAAAAUAAUUUAUUUACAUCCCGGAGAUGUGCUUGGUGAUUGGACUGUUUUGGACAAAAUCGGCGAAGGUGGAUUUGGCGCCGUUUACCUGGUAAAGGAUAACAAAGGAAACGAGUAUGCCAUGAAAACUGAAAGUAUCAAUGCGACUGCUAAAGUGUUGAAAGCAGAAUACUAUGUUUUGACAGAAUUAAAGAAAGCAAAAGCGACACAUUUCUGUGAUAUUUUGGAUAGCGGUUUGGUUGGCGAGAAUAAAUAUGUAGUAAUGACACUGGUUGGGCAGUCUCUCACGGAUCUGAGGAAACAUGAUCCAGCGCAGAAAAUACAGAAGUUCACCAUGGGUUGUGCACUUUCAGUAGGUAUGAAAUGUUUGGAAGCAAUUGAAGAACUUCACAAUAUUGGAUAUUUGCAUCGUGAUAUCAAACCCGGUAACUUCGCAAUUGGUCGUAAAAACGUGCGACAGAUUUAUUUACUCGAUUUUGGUAUGUGUCGUAAAUAUCUUAACAAUCAAUCAUACAUACGUAAUCCACGAAGAUCUGCUGGUUUCCGUGGCACUGUCAGAUAUGCAUCAAUAAGCAGUCAUAUAUCACGUGAGCAGUGUCGGAAGGAUGAUCUGGAAAGCUGGAUAUAUGAUGUUCAUUACUUCAAAUCCUGCUUUCUUAUUCUCCAUCACUGUUAUGAUAAUUUUCUGGUGGAACUAACGGUCGGUUAUUUGCCGUGGAAAAAUAUGCAAGACAAGGAUGAAGUGGGUCGAUGUAAGCAACUCUGUCGCAAGGAUGAAUACAUCAAAGAAUUGUUUGGUGGCUGUCCAAGAGAAUAUAUUACAAUUAUGAGACUUAUCGAUUCCAUUAGAUAUUAUUCAAAACCAGAAUACAGUAAGAUAACAGACUUAUUGCGCGAUGCAUUACGAAACAACAAUGUAUUGGAGUAUCCGUAUGAUUGGGAGAAGUAUCUCGAACCAUCGAGAAACACCGAAGGGACGGAAAGCAAAGUUUUGUAA